Messenger RNA from Blastocystis hominis, 835 nucleotides. Its product is annotated as Scaffold protein Isu1. Gene Ontology annotation, biological process: iron-sulfur cluster assembly. Gene Ontology annotation, cellular component: mitochondrion. NCBI's taxonomy places the organism in Eukaryota, Bigyra, Opalinata, Blastocystidae. The coding region runs from base 1 to 816 and encodes 271 amino acids. The transcript is spliced from 4 exons. The record is from RefSeq and is a predicted model, not a curated record. Gene Ontology annotation, molecular function: iron-sulfur cluster binding; iron ion binding.
AUGUUUACCUUCGUUAAGGGUGUUGUUCCUAAAGCGCAGCGCUUAUGGUCUCGUCCUAACCUUUCUUCCUUUAUCCGGUCUCUUUUCGUCCAGAUAAAGGAAACUCCGAAUCCAGACGUGCAGAAAUUUCUUCCUACACCUAGUAUUUCUGUCCUUCCCUCAGAAUUCGGGCAUACUAUGGAAUUCAAUACUACGAAGGAAGCGCGCGCUUCUCCCCUUGCCAGUAAAUUAUUCGACAUUCCUGAAGUCAAAUCCGUCCUUCUCGGGAAUGAUUAUAUAUGUGUAACACGCCAAAAAGGUGUCGAGUGGGAAUAUUUGAAUCCCGCGAUCUUCCACACCAUUUUAGACUUUUUCUCUUCUCCGGACCAUGAAGCGGUUGUUCUCAAGCCGGACGAAAUCCCCGAAGAUCCGAACGAGAUCAAGGACACGGACAGCGAAGUGGUCCGUCUGAUCAAAGAGCUUCUGGACACGCGAAUUCGCCCUCGCAUCAAAGCAGAUGGCGGCGAUAUUUUCUUCCACACGUUCGAUGAGUCGUCUGGCGAGCUGCUAGUGCGGAUGACGGGCGCGUGCAAGGGCUGCGCGAGCAGCAGCGUGACGCUGAAGCAGGGCGUGGAGCAGAUGAUGAAGCAUUACAUUCCGGAAGUCGUGACGGUGAACAGCGUGGAGGACGAGGAAGAGUCGGAGGAAGUGAAGAAGGCGAAGGCGGAGGCGGAGAAGAAGCUGAAGAGGGAGUUUGAGGAUGAAUUGGCGGCUGCGAUUGCGGAUGAGAUGAAGAAGAUGAAGACGAAGAAGAGUAGGAAUGGGAGAGAGCUGUGAUGAAUUGAUUUGAUUUGAU